Messenger RNA from Arabidopsis thaliana (thale cress), 2312 nucleotides. RefSeq names its product P-loop containing nucleoside triphosphate hydrolases superfamily protein. Lineage: Eukaryota; Viridiplantae; Streptophyta; Magnoliopsida; Brassicales; Brassicaceae. The coding region runs from base 921 to 2099 and encodes 392 amino acids. The transcript has 8 exons. The record is from RefSeq and is marked reviewed.
AUCAAGCGAGGAAUAUGCUGAGCUUAUCAUUGAGUAAUCAUGUUCCUCCAUUAACGCUCUUGAGCCAUGAACGAAGAAUCCUCAAGCUCCAAAGUCGAUCGUCUAUUCUCUUUCACCAACUCUUCCACACUAAGUUCCUUCUCCUGUCGAAUUCUUCCUCUUUGUCUUCUUCACAUGGAGUUGUUGCUAUUUCGGCAUCUCCGUCUUCAGUCGCAGUUCCGGAAUUAGAAGACGAGGACCACUUCGAUGACGAAUUACGUCGUCUAUUGGCGCUCGUACCGGAGGAGAUACGCCAGACACUGAAGGAGCACCCUGAAAUUAGUGAACUCAUAGAGAUAGUGUUGGAUUUAGGUCGUAAACCUCUGGCGCGAUUCCCUUCAGGUGACUUUGUUAUCUCCGACGAUGCUGUUAGAGUUAAAGAUCUGGAAUUCGCUGUUUCUCAGGUUGGUGAGUUUACUAAUGAUAAUCGAGCUGGAAUCAGCCGGACGUUGCAUCGGAUUAGUGCGAUAAGGAAUCGGAAAGGAGAAAUUAUUGGAUUAACUUGCCGUGUUGGUCGAUCUGUUAGAGGAAGCGCUAAUUUGCUGCGUGAUCUUGUUCAAGAUGGGAACUCAUUGUUGCUUAUUGGUCCUCCAGGUGUGGGGAAAACUACAAUGAUUAGGGAGGUAGCACGAAUGCUAGGAAAUGACUAUGAGAAGAGAGUAAUGAUUGUUGAUACUUCCAAUGAGAUUGGUGGUGAUGGUGAUAUACCUCAUCCAGGGAUCGGUAAUGCUAGGCGGAUGCAAGUCCCUAACUCUGACAUACAACACAAGGUUGGUUAGUAGUUUAGAUUGAGCUUUGUGUAUUUAAGUGUGGUUGGAGAUGGUUUAUAUGUGUUUCACUUUACUUACCUUCAGGUGCUGAUUGAGGCAGUAGAAAACCAUAUGCCCCAAGUAAUUGUGAUUGAUGAGAUUGGAACUAAACUUGAAGCGAUAGCUGCAAGUACUAUAGCAGAACGUGGAAUCCAGUUAGUCGCCACUGCUCAUGGAGCCACUAUCGAGAAUUUGAUUAAGAAUCCUUCAUUAGACCUUCUGGUUGGAGGUGUACAGAGUGUAACUCUUGGAGAUGAGGAAGCGACCAGAAGAGGUGGCCAGAAGACUGUCCUUGAAAGAAAAGGUCCUUCAACAUUUAACUGUGGUGCAGAAAUAGUUUCAAAGACUGAAGUUCGAGUUCAUCGUAGUCUUGAAGCAACUGUUGAUGCUAUCCUCGCAGGUCGCUUACCAAACGUUGAAAUCCGCAAAAUAAAGUCUCAUGGAGUGGAAGUGAUUAUGGAGAAGGAACCUUUCAUCGACGAGAAGACUGUGGAUAAGAAACAUGAAGAGGAAACAUUAGAUGUUUCGAAGCUCACCAAGGAGGAAACUGUCUCUGAAGUCCUUCAAACUAAGGAGAUAACUGAAGCAGAAUCUUCAGAGAAAGAUACAUUGAUGUAUCUAUAUGUCUAUGGGAUUGCAGAAUCAACUGUUCUUCAGGCAAUCAAACAACUAGAGAUGGAAACUGCGGUAGAGUUAACUGACGACAUUAGUGAAGCAGAAGCCUUACUCGCGUUGCAAGCAAAGAUCAGGAAGAAUCCCCGGAUUAAAUCAUUUGCUACAUCUCACGGUAUACCUGUUUAUGUAACAAAGACUAACUCAGGUAUCCAAGUGGCCAAGGCGAUACGGGCAUUACUAACAGAUUACGAAGACGGACUCGGAGAGUUUGGAUCAGAAGAUCGUCUAAAACUAUCUGAAAAAAUGGACGCCUUAGAAGAAGCGAGAUUAGCGAUAGAGCGGAUAGUGAUACCGAAAAAGGAAACAACCGAUUUACUCCCGAGGCCACCUAGGAUUGUGUCUCUUCAAGGAAAGCUAGUCAGGAAGUAUAAUUUACGAUCAGAAAGAAAAUGGAGAGGGGAUGAGAUGUAUCUACGGAUUCUCCCUUAUAGCACGGAAGAAGAUAGAGACGACCGUGAAGAUGAAGGAGAGUUUGGAGAAGCGAACGGGGAAGAGCUUGACGAGUUAGGUUUCGCCACCGGCGAGUCUAAUGACUCACCCUCUGGCAUCGAUAGGUUACCUCUAUUGCCUGAUUAGUUUUAUUUGUUCAUACAUUGUUACAGAUACACUUUUGUGAAUGAGAAAAGUCAAAAAAAAGAAAAAAAUGUCAACUGAAAAAAAAAAUGAAUUGGGUAAUUUAUGAAUUGAAACUCAAACUAGUCUCGAAAUUUUGUAGAUGCCUAAUUUUCACUAAAAACGCUUAGCUCGUCGGAAUUUGACUUCCAACUAAUUUUGUUCUUAAAAGUUCUU